This is a messenger RNA of Hippocampus comes (tiger tail seahorse), 4072 nucleotides long. RefSeq names its product forkhead box N2a (gene foxn2a). The coding region runs from base 1438 to 2670 and encodes 410 amino acids. Gene Ontology annotation, biological process: regulation of DNA-templated transcription. The record is from RefSeq and is a predicted model, not a curated record. Gene Ontology annotation, cellular component: nucleus. Gene Ontology annotation, molecular function: DNA-binding transcription factor activity; cis-regulatory region sequence-specific DNA binding. NCBI's taxonomy places the organism in Eukaryota, Metazoa, Chordata, Actinopteri, Syngnathiformes, Syngnathidae. The transcript is spliced from 6 exons.
AUCCCCCAAAAAAUCAACAAAUGAUGGGAUCAUCAAGUGAUGUAUUGUCAUCAAAACUAAAUGAGAGCAUCCUUGGCAGUGUACUACCUCCCCAUCUUUAUAAAUAAUACAGGUUGAUGGAUCAUCAGCCGUAAACAGCAAUUUGCCCAGAUUCAAUUGAUCAAUCCCACGGUGGUGAAACAAUAACCUCCUUGCCAGAGGUAUCAAAUCCACUGCAAGCACUCUGAAAACCGGAAUAACCCGUGACUCACCCAAAAGAAAAUUGGGGUUGUCUACUGUAUCUUCCUCCACACCCACUGAGGGUUAAAUGGUAAUUUAGUAAAUGUGCUAAUGCCGUUCUCCAUUCAUUCCUGUUGUCACUGGCCGAUUUUGACAAAGUGAUUUGUGUGUCUGUCUCUAUGUUCAUGCAUGUGCGUGCCUCCACUCCCUCUCGUUCUCUGGGUAAGCACUCUUUAGUCUGACCCAAUUCUUGUCUUGUCACAUAAAUGAAAAGAUACGCCUAUCUGACAGAUUAUAUGUCCCCUUACAUGGCCAUGUUGGUCCACAUUCGGUGCAUCACCCAUCACCACAUUCAGAGGCAUCUGGUGCCCACACUCAGGUGCUGCGGCAUUUUCUGUACCGCUAUGUGAGUAUUAUUUUGGAGAGAGCCAACAUGGAUUACUCAUUUUCCAACUCUCGUUUGUGAGGUUUCUGCUCAUAAUUGAAACGAUGGUGGGGUUGUCAUGGUGACACCCAAGACUUAAAGCUUAUUGUGAACUGAGCCAAAGAGUAAUCUCUUUGUACACUUGGCCUCAACAGUGUACAAUGUGCUUACUUGUAUUUGUUGGGAGAAUGCAUUCAAACAAACAGUAGAUGUUCAUCAUCAUGUAGGGCACAGUAAGAAAGAAAUGUUCAGUGCAGGCCAAAUUUCAGAUUAUCAUUCAAGUCUUCCCUGUAUCUAUGGGCAAUUUAAAAAAAAAGAAAAUAACGAAACACACCUAUUGCUUUCUACUCAGCUGUUUUGACACAUGCAGCGCAACGAUCACGCACUGACCGUACUUUCAUAAUCCUGAAGGUAAUAAAUUGGGACUGGAUUGAUGCAACAUGUGGAUGCAUAAUGUCUAUAAAGAACCUUCCGCUGUAAGAUGUAGGCAGUCGCUUGAUUCCAGCAGUCAUUGGCGGGUUUCGUUCUCAUUUACACUUAACGAGCAACCGGGUCUUGCCUGAAACGAUGUGGGCGUCAACGAGUGGGCCCUUAAGUCCGCUCAGUUGCUUGAGAGGAUCUCAUUGAGAGUCCUUGGCUAAAGUCAAGGGGUGGAGAUCUAAGAGGCUCUCCAUCCUUGCAAGGCAUGGAGGAGAGGGGCAAAGGCCUGGGAAGUCCAGUUGAGGUGGAAAAGAAAGACCACAGUAUGCUUAGCUCGAAGGAAAGAUUGAGAAAACAAAGACCUCUUUGAUUUAAUGGGUCCAAUUAUUGGGAUGUCACCAGACAAGAAAACGGAAAUUCCGGGUAUGCAAGAGGAGCGGACAUGGCUUCGAGGUGUUUGUGGAGUUGGAACACUGCCCGAGGCGGAGUGCGCAUCCAGUCCCCUUGCGACCAGCGUGGAUCGGACUGGAGGUGCUGAAGAUGAAGAACUCACCAACCUCAACUGGCUUCACGAGAACCUGCUUCAGAACUUUACAUUGGGAGGUCCUGAAGCUCAACCCAGCGGCAGCCCGCUCUUUGACAUUGAAGGAGACUAUGGAUCCAACCAAGGAACUUCGUCCUCGUCCACAGCCUCAACUCACAGUAGGGGUCGAGAGCGGGACUCAUUGAAGUCCAAGCCCCCUUUUUCGUUUUCACUCCUCAUCUACAUGGCCAUCGAGCAAUCUCCGAGUAAAUCUCUACCCGUCAAAGAAAUCUACGGCUGGAUUCUUGAGCACUUCCCUUACUUCUCCAAUGCUCCCACUGGAUGGAAGAACUCGGUGCGUCACAAUCUCUCCCUGAAUAAAUGCUUCCGCAAGGUCGAAAGGAGUUUAGGAAAGGCCAAUGGGAAAGGUUCUCUCUGGUGCGUCGACCCAGAAUACCGCCCCAACUUGAUCCAAGCCCUUAAGAAGCAGCACUUUCCUGCCGCACAUGCCUUCUGUACACCACCCGCCUCCCCGCCCAGUGCCUCCUCACCCCCUCGCCAUCUCUUUCUGCAAGGUUGCUCAUUUAAAGAGUCUGAUAUUGAUGCUGCCACUGCCAUGAUGCUCUUAAACUCUGCCCCAGGGCACCACGUUGACCCAUGCAAUUCGGACAGUCCACUGGACCUCUCCAGACCCGACUCAGUCCUGGUGAGCAGCGAUCCAAAGCAGGACCACAACUACAGCAGUGUCGCCCUGCAGCGCUGCUCCUCCCGGUCUUCUUCGUCCUCCCUGUCCUCCUUAGAUGAAGGAGGCUGCGACCGCAGGCAGUCCCGCCGCGCCGGCAGCGAGGGCUUCCACAGCGACGAGGACUCCGACCUCUGGGAUGAGAGAGGCGCCAACCAAACACGCCGCCGCCCGUCCGCCAUCAUGUGGCCUGCUGACAAAAGGCCGCGACGGGAGGUCAAGCCAGAGCUGGAUGAGGAGCUUAAAGAGGCUGCCGGUUCCUUGCUGCACCUUGCUGGCAUACGCAGCUGCACGGAGGGCUCCAAACGCAAUGUCAAGAGCACAAAACUUAACAGGAAAUAAAAAGAUCCCAACAUCAGACUCCGGACCCUGUGAACCUUCACCUCUGACCCCCCCGCAGUCCUGUGUCCCGGUGUGCCUCCUCCUCCUUAUCUCGUAUGUUGGCCAUUUUGAGUCUCUCAAUCGUUUGUUUGCGAUAUUCUGUCCAACGAAUCAAAUGGCAAUAGUAUUGUUCACACAGGAGAGCAAAGCCAUAAAGAGACUUUUACAACUGGGGGCGGUCACAGCAUAUGGGCGGUGUCUGGGCUAUGGAGAACUGGAUCCAAAAUGACCUGCCUGCUUCUGUCGAAAUAGACGAUGGUGACUCAAGAUUUUUCUUUUUCCUGUAAAAAUGGGAAAGGUUUUUCUAACUCAAAGCGUUGCAUGCUUCCUCCUCAAACUUGUAUCCUCUUCCAAGUGAAUCUGUGUAUGAAGCAAACGAGUGCAUGUUUGUAACAGACAAAAUCUAACCUCCUGGUGUUACAAGUUUUCCCUCUUUUGUGCUAAAAGAAAAAAAAAAUAUGGCACGGUUUUAAAACGUGUGCUCUACACCUCUGGUGAGAGAUGCAAUAAUGAAUCCACAACCUUAACUUUUUCCACAUCAUUGAAUAUUGCGACUUUUCCACCCUAGAGAUGCUAGUUAAACUGCAACUAAGCAAAUGAUUGAGCUAGCGUUUUUCUCUUGUUAUGCCAUAAACAUAAGGAUUAGCAAAAUGUGGCAUUAGUAUUUCCUCUGCCACUGCCAAAUUUUACUUGCAAACUUUGCUGUGUUUUGGUCUGCCAGUCACUUGUAUUUGACCUUUACGGCACAGACGUGCGUUAAAUGAACAUCUGCCUCUUCGCUGUGUGUGCAUAGGAUUUCCUCUACAGUUUUUACUUGUUUUUUAGUGUCUGUUUGCUUCAGUCCAAACCGAAGGUGAGAAAAGAGGCUAAGUUACUCUUAUGCGAAGAAAAGUAGCCAUGCUGCUCAACUUGUUGUGUUAUUGAACCUUGUGGAUGGAGUGGUAAAUAACCCCAGGUUCGUGCACCAUUUUUGCAGUUUCUUCCUUGUCAAAGUCGAGUAGAAGGCCUGAUUUGGGAGAGAGUUGCUGUCGAGCUUAUUUCAAGCAUGAUAAACAUGACUGUACAGUCAUGGUUGCCUAUAACUGGAAUCCUUAUGAAGAUGUGCGCCACACUCAUGAUUGGUCCUCACUUCCGCUCUGCCACGUGUGUUCCUCUCGCUGCUCUUCCUCCUUUAAACAAAAUAAGGAAGUACAAAGCUCCCUCAAGCUGUGAACUGUGGUGUUUACUGUCAGCUGAUGACAUUCGGCUGACUGUGGGAGGUUGCAAGCCACAUUUCUAUUUGGGUUUUUAAAUCAAAAGUACUUCAUCAUAUGAGGAAUGCGUAGACAUGCACAAUAGCAUCUCAUCCCACACAAUUAAAAAA